AUGCCUGGGGACCGAGAGGCGUCAGCGGCAGCAGCUGACGAGCCGAGAAAAGGCAACCCCGCAAGCGCUAUUGGGGAGCGCGCUGCGGAACAGAACGCGGAUGCGGGUGCAGCUCGUGGGAAUGCGAAUGACGUCCAUGCCCUUCAAACAAACCACGAAAUUAACGCCGAACCUGUUCUACCAGAGGAUACUGUCGAGGCUAAGACUAAGGAUGCGGCCAAGGCUGGAACUGCCAAGGCUGGAACUGCCAAGGCUGGAACUGCCAAGGCUGGAACUGCCAAGGCUGGAACAGAUGACGCGACCAAGUCUGCGACAGAGGACGCUGCCGAGCUGGUGGUUGAUUCCGAGCCGGUUGUUGUUCCGAAACCCGCGGAGGAAGGGGUGGUGCAAGAAGAGCAAGAGGAAGACCCGUUGGAUGCGUUUAUGAAGUCUCUACCCACCCAGAAAUCGAACCCUCGGGGCGAGGUUCUUUGGGAGGAGGACAUCGAGCCUGUUCCCCGAACGCCCACCAAACGAAGUCUGAACGAGCGCGAAGUGGAGGAUGAAGAUGCAGACGACAACGAGCUUGUUCGAAUCAAACGGUCAGAGCUGGCAGAGCUCAAGGCCGCCAAGAAGCGCAGGCCAGAAGUCCUGAAAGAGAAGCUGCCGAGCGCCGACGAAGAAGACUCCGACGACGAUGAGGAAGAUGAAGAAAAGCGGCGAAUAACCAUUCCGUCGUCUUUCGACUGGAAUGCCAUGCUUGCCCGGAGCGCCCGGCCGCCGCCUGUUACAGCAUCAGUAUGCAAAAAAUGA
This is a messenger RNA of Gregarina niphandrodes, 792 nucleotides long. RefSeq lists its product as hypothetical. Lineage: Eukaryota; Apicomplexa; Conoidasida; Eugregarinorida; Gregarinidae. The transcript has a single exon. The record is from RefSeq and is a predicted model, not a curated record. The coding region runs from base 1 to 792 and encodes 263 amino acids.